Molecule: messenger RNA, 1412 nt
Organism: Petromyzon marinus (sea lamprey)
Lineage: Eukaryota; Metazoa; Chordata; Hyperoartia; Petromyzontiformes; Petromyzontidae
Source: RefSeq, a predicted model, not a curated record
UCUCCCCGCCUCUCACCACAGCCUCCAUGUUGAAGGUGCAGCAGAACUCCAUCAGCAGCGACGAUGACGACGAUGACGACGAUGACGACGAUGAGGAGGUGGACGGGCGACGUCGCCGUCACCAUGACGACGACGAUGACGACGAUGACGACGAUGACGACGAUGACGACGACGAUGACGUGGGAGGGGUGGCUGUGGGAGGCGGUGGAUCCCCGCCUCCGUUCCACCUCGACUCUCCCACCUCUGUGGAGCUACAACCACAGCUACCUGCCUACCUGCCGGCCCUACAGGGCUGCCGGAGUGUGGAGGAGUUUCACUGUCUGAACCGCAUCGAGGAGGGGACAUACGGAGUGGUGUACAGAGCCAAGGACAAGAAGACCGAUGAGAUCGUUGCUCUCAAGAGGUUGAAGAUGGAGAAGGAGAGGGAAGGGUUCCCGAUCACCUCUCUCAGGGAGAUAAACACCCUGCUCAAGGCUCAGCACCCCAACAUUGUGACAGUCAGGGAGAUUGUGGUGGGAUCUAACAUGGACAAGAUCUACAUCGUGAUGGACUAUGUGGAGCAUGACCUCAAGAGCCUGAUGGAGACGAUGAAGACGCCGUUCCUGCCUGGUGAGGUGAAGACUCUGAUGAUCCAGCUCCUCAGGGGGGUCCGCCAUCUUCACGACAACUGGAUCCUCCACAGGGACCUCAAGACCUCCAACCUCCUGCUAUCCCAUGCCGGCAUCCUCAAGAUUGGAGACUUUGGCCUGGCCCGUGAGUAUGGGUCUCCACUCAAGCCCUACACCCCCGUGGUGGUGACUCUGUGGUACAGAGCCCCCGAGCUGCUACUGGGCAUCAAGGAAUACUCCACAGCAGUGGAUCUGUGGUCCGUGGGCUGCAUCUUUGCCGAGCUGCUCACCCAGAAGCCGCUGUUCCCGGGCAAGUCGGAGAUUGACGAAAUCAACCGCAUCUUCAAGGAGCUGGGCUCGCCCAACGAGAAGAUCUGGCCGGGCUACGGAGAUCUUCCCGCGGUGAAGAAGAUGGCGUUCACGGAGCACCCCUACAACAACCUGCGCAAGCGCUUCGGGGCGCUGCUAUCAGACCAAGGCUUUGACCUCAUCAACAAGUUCCUCACGUACUGCCCGGCACGCCGUGUACAGGCGGACACGGCUCUACAUCACCGCUACUUCUCCGAGUCGCCGCUCCCCAUCGAGCCCGCUGUGUUUCCCACCUGGCCGGCAAAGAGCGAGCAGCCUCGUAGCCGCAGGGGCACAAGCCCCAGGCCUCCAGAGGGGGGCCUCGGAUACGCCAUGCUGGGUGAUGACGACGUGAAGGACAGUGGCUUCCACCUCACUCACUGUGUCUCUCUCUGUGUGUCUUUGUGUGUCUCUCUGUGUCUCUCUGUGUCUCCCAGGGUGAUGACGACGUGAAGG